ACCAAACAAACAGAGGCUACAAGAGUACAGCGAGACAUGUGAGACAGAUCCCUCCUCCAUGGAGCACAGCGACGGCAAAACCGCCGCCAAGCGAACCAGGCUCUCCGCUGCCGCCGCCGGUGGCGGAGGCACGGACGACCUCCUCAGCGCGCUGCCCGAUGACUUGGUUCUCCACAUCCUUCACACGCUCCGCGAUUCCCCCGUCGCCGCCCGAACCAGUCUCCUAUCCCGCCGCUGGCGCCGCCUCUGGGCCCUUCUCCCGGAGGUCUACUUCCCCGGAUACACCGCCCCCCACCUUAUAGCCCCUGCCCUCGCCGCCCAUGAAGCGCCGACCCUCCAUCACCUCGUCGUCUUCGUCCAGGACGCCCCUGCCGACUCCAUGGCUGCCUGGCUCCCCAUUGCUUCACGCCGCCUCUGCGGCGAUCUGUUCUUCGACAACAAGGUGCAGCAGAAUGGUGGGCGGGAUGAGGCCGGGGAAAGAGGGGCCUUUGAGCUGCCCUGCUUCGAGAAUGCCACCUUGCUCUCGCUCCACCUAGGGUUUCUCGGCCUCGCGGCGCCGCCUACCGGGGUAUUCGCCCGGCUCACCAAUCUCUGCCUCGUUCAGUUCCGGCUACACGGUCCGUGCCAGCUCGGGGACGCCUUCUCCUCUCCGCGGUGCCCGGCCUUGCGAGAACUCACUGUCUGCGAUGCCCGAGGCCUGGACAAUUUCUCCAUACAUUCGGAGUCUCUAAAGCAAAUAAAGCUCAGGAAAUUGCGGGGCCUGCAGCGCCUCACUGUUGUGUCGCCGGCACUCAAAGAGUUAACUGUCUUCUACAGCUUUGCUAAUGCCCCUGCUGCGACUCAACCGGUUGCCACCAUCUCAGCCCCUCGGCUGGUGUCGCUCGAGUGGGGUGAUGCUUAUGAUCCAGUCUCUGUCCAGCUUGGCCAAAUGGCACAUCUUCAAUGGCUGGGCACAAGCUUUUACGUUGUAUAUGGACCAAAUGGCGUUGAACACAAUCGCGGUUUGAUGAGGCUCUUGCGGCACUUUAAGGCCAUCCACAGUUUGAGACUUACACUCAACUAUCAGCGGGACCUAAGUAACAGGCAAUACUUGAUGGAGGAUAUGACAAUGCUCCCAGUCAUUUCAUUAUUGAGCAUUGGUGUAAUAGCACAUGGACAUACCUGUGGAGCCAGCUUAUUCCAUGUUCUCAAGAUGUGCACCGGUGUAAGAAGGCUGAUCCUAACAUUAAAUCCUCAUACCAAUUUGGAGGUACAAACAUGUCCACUAGGUUGCAUAUGUGAUCAGCCACUAAACUGGAGAUCUGAGGAGCUUGUGCUGGAUUGCCUCCAAGAUGUAGAAAUCAGAGGGCUGAGAGGAACCGAAUGGGAAGUAGCUCUGGUGGAACGGUUAUUCGGCUGGUCUACAGCACUAAAGACGGUGAAAGUAGCUUUCUUUCAAAUAAUGACUGAAAGCAGGGCCAAGGAGUUGCGCCAGACGUUACUACUCUUGUCCAGUCCAGACACACGAUUGACAUUUUAGGUGUACACUGCGGUUCCUGUUCAGUAUGUUGUAGAAGACAUGUUAAGCUCCAGGAGUGCAAGAGACGGCUGUUGCCAUGCUCAAGAGUGGCGAUGCAUUUUUCUUGUGAGAUGGUGAAUAAUUUGCUUUGAUUUGUGUAGAACAGCGUAGUCCUUGUUACGCAGUUCUUGAAUCCGAUGUUGAGACUUA
Messenger RNA from Hordeum vulgare subsp. vulgare (domesticated barley), 1708 nucleotides. RefSeq lists its product as uncharacterized. The record is from RefSeq and is a predicted model, not a curated record. Bases 59 to 1519 code for a protein of 486 amino acids. The transcript is spliced from 3 exons. Lineage: Eukaryota; Viridiplantae; Streptophyta; Magnoliopsida; Poales; Poaceae. Gene Ontology annotation, molecular function: protein binding.